CUCAGAUUUCAGUGUCUCUUCCGCGCUUGAAAAAUGGCAUCAAGUGGUGAAAACAACUCCAAGGCACUUUUCCCGUUAGUUUACGAUUUUUUGAAAGAAUAUUGUCAAGAUGUUGCCGAGAGUUUCAAGAAAAAGUUAAAAACGAAACCACCUCCACAAGAUUCACCAAAGCUUCAACAAAUAUAUGGACAGUGGUCUGCUGAAAAGUUAGGAGAGAAGAGAAAACUGAUAAAUUCCAACGGAUCUCCUGCAGUUAAGAAAGCGAAGAAAGAGUCGUCUUCGGAUGAUUCAUCAAGUGAUUCUGAUGAUGAUGCACCCAAACAAACUAAAAGGGUUCGAGAAAGUGACUCAUCAGAUUCUGAUGCUAAACCAGGGAAAAAGACGAAAACAAUGCCACAAGCAAAAACAGCAGGCAUAAAAGGCACUAAGAAAGCUAAAGCGUCCAAAGUAGGAAGCGGAACAUCUGAUUCUGAUUCAGACUCAGAAAGCUCUGAUGUUGAAGAUGUUAAACCUAAAGCAAAGAAAUCACCUGUAAAAAAGGCAGUAAAGAAGACCAGUGAUUCGAGUAGUUCAUCAGAUUCAGAAGACGAAAAGAAAGAAUCUAAGAGCAAUACAUCAUACAAUGCAGUACCUCCACCAUCUUCAACGAACAAAAGUAAAUGCGGUACAAAAAAUGGACGGAAACAAGACCAGAACAAGAAAACUCCAGUAAAGAAAGCAUCAAGCAGUUCAAGCUCUGAUUCUUCAGAUUCUUCAGAAGAAGAACAAAAAGCAAAAACUGCAACACCCAAAGUAGGUGCUAAAAUAAAUGGAAAAGCAACUCCAAAGAAGAAGGCUGACAGCUCAAGCAGUUCCUCUGAUUCAUCUGAUGAGGAGCCUGCUAAGAAAACUGCAACUCCCAAAUCAGCUGCUAAGCCUGCUGCAACUAAACCUGUAACACAGAAGAAAAAAGCUGAAAGUUCCAGCAGUGAUUCGUCAGAUUCAUCUGAUGAAGGACCAGCUAAGAAAAUUGCAACACCCAAAUCAGCUGCUAAACCAGUUACACAGAAGAAGAAAGCUGAGAGUUCCAGCAGUGAUUCUUCAGAUUCCUCUGAUGAGGAACCUGCUAAGAAAACUGCAACUCCCAAAUCAGCUGCUAAGCCUGCUGCAACUAAACCUGUAACACAGAAGAAGAAAGCUGAGAGUUCUAGCAGUGAUUCUUCAGAUUCAUCAGAUGAGGAACCUGCAAAGAAAGCAGUGACUCCCAAAUCAGCUGCUAAGCCUGCUGCAACUAAAAUGACAACACCUGCAAAGAAGAAAGCUGAGAGUUCUAGCAGCGACUCUUCAGAUUCAUCAGAUGAGGAACCUGCAAAGAAAGCAGCGACUCCCAAAUCAGUUGCUAAGCCUGCUGCAACUAAAAUGACAACACCUGCAAAGAAGAAAGCUGAGAGUUCUAGCAGUGAUUCAUCUGAUUCUUCUGAUGAGGAACCUGCUAAGAAAACUGCAACACUCAAAUCAGCUGCUAAGCCUGCUGCAACUAAAAUAACAACACCUGCAAAGAAGAAAGCUGAGAGUUCUAGCAGCGAAUCAUCUGAUUCAUCCGAUGAAGAACCUGCUAAGAAAGCAGUGACACCUAAAGUAAGCACCUCUGGUAAAUCAACACCUGCAAAGAAGAAAGCUGAGAGUUCUAGCAGUGACUCUUCUGAUUCUUCUGACGAAGAGCCUGCAAAGAAAACCGCAACACCGAAAUCAGCUUCUAAACCUGCUGCAACUAAACCAGUCACACAGAAGAAGAAAGCAGAGAGUUCCAGCAGUGAUUCCUCUGAUUCAUCUGAUGAAGAACCUGCUAAGAAAACUGCAACACCCAAAUCAGCUGCUAAGCCUGCUGCAAGCAAAGCUGCAACACAGAAAAAGAAGGCUGAAAGUUCAAGCAGUUCCUCUGAUUCAUCUGAUGAGGAACCUACAAAAAAAACCGCAACACCCAAAUCAACUGCAAAGCCUGGUGUAACCAAAGGUGCAGCACAGAAAAAGAAGGCGGAAAGUUCAAGCAGUUCCUCUGAUUCAUCUGAUGAGGAACCUACAAAGAAAACCGCAACACCCAAGUCAACUGCAAAGCCUGCUGUAACCAAAGCUGCAGCACAGAAAAAGAAGGACGAAAGUUCUAGCAGCGAUUCAUCCGAUUCAUCAGAUGAGGAACCUGCAAAGAAAGCAGUAACACCAAAAGCAGGCACCCCUGGUAAAUCAACACCUGCAAAGAAGAAAGCAGAGAGUUCUAGCAGUGACUCAUCAGAUUCAUCAGACGAAGAACCUAGCAAAAAAUCAAACACUCCCAAGGUAGUAAAAAAACAAACUCCUUCCAAACCCACACCUUCUAAAAAACAGAAAGAGGUUAGUUCCAGUAGUAGUGAUUCAUCAGAUGAAGAAGCAACAAAGAAACCCACAACUCCUAAGGUAACGCCAAAAGCAGCAAGUGCUGCCAAAAAGAACAACAGCUCAAGUCAAGCCACGCCUAAAGUGAAACAAGACAGUUCUAGUAGUGAUUCCUCAGAUUCGUCUGACGAGGAUGAAAAGCAACCUAAAAAAACUUCCAAAGCUGGAGCAGGCACCAGCGGCAAAGCCGUGAAUGCAAAGAAAAAGGCAGACAGUUCCAGUAGUGACUCUAGUUCUUCAGACUCGAAUGAUUCGGAGGGGGAUUCUAAAAAGAAAACUCCAGCAAGCAAGAGCAAAUCCAAGGCUCCCACGACCUCCACCCCCAUUAUGAAUGGUGUCGUGAAUGGAUUUGGAUCAGAUGAUGAUUCGGGAGUGUACACCUCUAACAAGGAGGAGAAUUCUGAUAAUUCUUCAAAACAAAAGACCGAUACAGGGUCUGCGAAAAUGACCAAGGCGAAUAAUACCCCUAAUAGUGAUAAAAAGAAAAGCACCAACACCCCCUUUAGGAGAGUGCAGGCUGAAAAAAUUGCGGUGGAUCCAAGGGUGGCGGACAAUUCAUUCGAAGCUAAGAGGGGAGCUUCAGGUUCCUGGGGGGAGAGAGCCAACCGUGACCUCAAGUAUACACAGGGCAAAUCAUUCAGGCAUGAAAAGACCAAGAAAAAGAGGGGAAGUUACGCAGGAGGAGCCAUCGAUACCAAUGUGUAUUCCAUCAGAUUCGACAGCGAGUAGAAAAUAACAAGAAGGAGACAUCAUGCUGGAUUUCUUAUUGUACAUAUCGAGCUCUUUAUCUCUUGUUAAUGAUAUUUCAUUUGCACAAAAUAUUUUUGAGCUGAAUUUAUGUUGCAGUGUAAAUUCUUUGACAGUACAGGUAAUGGCUUGAUGCCGUAAUAUAAUUGUUGUUACAAAAGUCCACAAAAUAUGGUGUGCUGGAAAUGCUGAAUGGACUGUUGCAAGAAAUAAGGUUCACUCCAAAAGCUUUUUGUAAAAGGGUCUUGUUUGAGAAUUGUUGUAACUUGGUUGUACAUGAAUGACUUCUAUUGAUCUGUGUUUGAAGAUAGAAAAAAAAAUUUGAAACAUGGGUGAUAAUUGUAUUGGUUUCAGAAUCUGCCUUAUGUACAUGUAUUUUUAAUUUUGUACUUAUGAAUGAGCCAUGAUUCACAGACACUUAAUUUUUGUAAAGACUUGCUGUAAACCAAUUUAUAUUAAAGUGAUAGACAAUUUUGCAGGGUUGGUGGUAACCAGAGGCUUGUCAUAUUUCUUUAAGUAGACCAAAUCUCUAACAUGAUAUCUUGUUUUUAUUUUUCUUACUGAAAGAGGCCACUGCUGAUCAGUAGUCGGGGUGAACCAAUACUGUAUACAGGGAAGUAUUCGCCCCGGUUUUUUUCCGCCUCUUUCGUCCUUGUAAGCAGGCGAAUUAAAGACUGGGCGAAUUCCUAUGUGUCAAUCCAUCUUAUUCACAACUUUGUCUGGGCUAAUUCAAGACUGGGCGAAACCGUUUGGAAGUGAAAAAGGGCAAAAAUAACCCUGUAUACAAUAUACUAUAUACUAAUCAGAAAGUAGAGUCGUCAUAAAGUUGGUUUACAGUAUUGCGUUUUAAAACAUCAAAUGUAAUAGGCGAAAGUAAUAAGCGAAAGCCGUUUUUAUGGACUUAAUUUUGUAGUGAUUUCAAUUGCAGAUUGACAUGACCACAAUAUUUUGAAGGUUAAAGGUCAUGGCUAGAUUCUGUAGGAGAUUUAAAUGAUGUUGAAGGCUCUUCCUUUGGCAACCUUUUGCUUUGUUCUUCUUUUUCUGCAUAACUUUGCUAGACAUAUUUGUGGCUAAUUAUGUUACUUGGGUGAUUUGACUUCACUUGUGUUCACUGUUAUAAAAUGUUUUGACUGAUUUUUAGAAUUGUUGAAUUUUAUUUGUUACGAUAACACUGUAUUUUUUUUUUUAUCAGAACCAACAUCAAGAUCAGAAAUGAUCAGUAGGAUAUGUAUAAAACUGAAUUAUGAAAAAAGUCAUGCAUGACAAAAUCAUAUGGCAAAAUAUGGCAUGUAUAUGAACCUGAUAAGCCUCCCAACAUGUAUAUGAACCUGAUAAAGCCUCCCAACAUGUAUAUGAACCCAUCUGAGCCUUCCCUUCACAAGGUCUGUCGGAGGGGUAUGUGAAGAGAUCAUUGAUUGUUCGUAUGAUGGAAAUCUGGGAAGUUGGAAGCAAUGAGAGAUAUGUCAUAAUGUAUGUUUCUUUAUACAUAUUUGUUUUGUUAUUGUCACCCAUGAAUUUUUAUUGAAGCAUUGAUUUAUGUGCAUCACUGCUGACAAAUUUGUUAUGAUGAAGUUUUGAGUUGCUGAUAGCUGAAUCACACCUGUGCACUGGUAAUUUGUUGGAGUAUUUUAAAGACACUCUGUUUUCUACCAUAGAAACAUAUGAUGUAUAAAAUGAGGUUGUUGCACUUUAUUUUGAGAUGUAUCAGAGAUAACUUAUGCUAGAUCUUUCCAUCAAUAUGAAAUACAUGUACCGGUAUCCUUGUAUCAAAUAUUAAGAUCUCUCUGGAUAAAAAUAAACCCUUACAAUGAG
This is a messenger RNA of Magallana angulata, 4968 nucleotides long. Its product is annotated as nucleolar and coiled-body phosphoprotein 1-like. Gene Ontology annotation, cellular component: nucleolus; nucleoplasm. NCBI's taxonomy places the organism in Eukaryota, Metazoa, Mollusca, Bivalvia, Ostreida, Ostreidae. The transcript has 7 exons. The coding region runs from base 34 to 3138 and encodes 1034 amino acids. The record is from RefSeq and is a predicted model, not a curated record.